AUGAGCCAAAACCGCAAGUGUGAUCCGUUUUGCUACUUGGCAGCCAUUCUCUUUUUCGGAAGCGGCGUCAUUCGAUCCGUCCUCUUUGAUCAGCCACUGUCCAGCGCUCCCUUUAAUUUUGACGAUUGGACCGACAUGGACGGGUACUACGUCAAAGGACAAUGGACGGGUCAACGAUCACUCAUAUUGGAUCUUUGGGCAACCUACAGUACGAUGCAUGUGUUGGGAUGGAUCGUUGUGGCGACCGUUCUCUUUCGGUUUGCCUGGAUUCAGUCGGCCAAUGGUACUACUAAAAUUGGUGUCAAUGGGACCAUUGCCUUUGUCGGAGCAAUGGCGGCCAUUGUGGAAUUAGUGGUCCGGAUGCUCUUCCAUGGCAGUGCACACGCACAACAUUGGAUGGCAAACAGCUUUACCUUGGAUAAAUGGUAUGCAUUACAAGACAUGACGACCGGAGAAGUGGAUCGGAUUGGUUGGAAGACUCUGGAAGUGGUUUCGAUUGCCUCCACUGGAUUCUUGCUUUGGGCCGAUACCAUUGAAUACAUGGCAAUGGUGGUGAUAUUGGUUCUCAUUCACAAUUCGACAACGGUGGCCGGGUCCGUUUUCAGCAAGAAAUGGGCCUUUUUUGGCGUGCUGAUUGCCUGUCUCAACGUGGUGGACAUUGCAGCCGAAGUCUUGCGAUUCCAACAUUGGAAACUCUUCUCAGAAGUUGCCGUUUACAUUUCAUCUGCCAAUCAGAUUAUCAUCUUUCCCAUUUGGUUGAUUUGGAUGGGAAUCCAACUGGCUGCGGUUCCAAAAAUGAACCAAAGUGUAGAAGCUCCAGAGGACUUGGUGCUAGACCAUGAAUAG
This is a messenger RNA of Cylindrotheca closterium, 846 nucleotides long. The record is from the annotation of a GenBank genome assembly. Lineage: Eukaryota; Bacillariophyta; Bacillariophyceae; Bacillariales; Bacillariaceae.